ACCCUCGUGUAUUCUCGGCUUGCCUCUCCCUCAGUCCGCAGCAGACGACGCACUCUCGUCCUCGCCUUCCUUUUAUAUUUGUGUGAACAAGCAUCCCUUGCAAUCAUGUCUGAUGCUGCUGCCCCAGCUUCCACGCCCUCUGCCCCCUCCAAAUCUCCCAAGAAGAAGACAUCCAAACCCAAGAAACCAGCGAACCAUCCAAAAUACAGUGAGAUGAUCAAGCAGGCAGUGACUGCGUUGAAAGAACGGGGCGGCUCCUCCCGACAGGCGCUGCUCAAGUACAUCUGCGCCAACUUCAAUGUUGGAAAAGAUGAGAAGACCAUCAACAACCACCUGAAGCUCGCUCUGCGGGCUGGUGUGAAGAACGGAACGCUGAAGCAGUCCAAAGGCACCGGCGCAUCAGGUUCGUUCAAGCUCGGAGCAAAGGCAGAAGAAAAAGUGAAGAAGCCAAAGAAAGUCAAGAAACCCAAGGCGGCAGCCAAACCCAAGUCUCCUGCCAAACCCAAGAAACCCAAAGCAAAGAAGGCAGCAGGAGAGAAGAAACCAAAGAAGCCAGCAGCCAAGAAGCCAAAGAAGCCUGCAGUCAAAAAGCCCAAAUCUCCGGCCAAAAAAGCGGCCAAACCUGCGAAGAAGGCGGCAACUCCCAAAAAGGCAGCGAAGAAACCAGCAGCAAAGAAAGCCAGUACAAAGAAAGCAGCAAAGAAAUAAACUUUUCCGUUGUUUUCGUGUAAAACUGGACAUUGUGACAAUAUUUGCGAAGACUUCCAAUGACUUGUACAGUGGAGUUCUCUCCAGUCGCCAUAACGUUUAUUAUGCAGUGAUGUAUUUUCUUCAUCAAGAUGAGGGAAAUUUAUAUUUUGUGACCUGAAAGGUUGAUGGAUAAUGUGCUGUGGCUUGAACCUGUAUCCUACCAGGUAGGAGCAAGUUUGUGUACAGAUUUGUGUUUUGUCUUUCUUGGACAGAGAUUGAACUCGGCUCGUGACUUGCAAUGAGUCAUCGUUGUUUUCGGAAUGUCGCUCGUUCAACCUUCGACAGUCUUAGCAUCGUUAAUGUCGCAGAACUGUCAUGAAAACUUCUACAUCUGGUGUCUGUGUCUUUUCACUUAUUCAGGCCUGCACAUGAACCUAGUGGUGAAAACUCAAUUUUAUGAUGUGUCAGUCAGAAACAUGCCUUCGUCUGUGUUAUGGAUCAUGUAGUGUGAUAGUUAACACUUUCUGUUUCAUACCAAAUGUGCAUACUUUUAUGCGUUUCAGUCUCUUGCAGUCAUGAUACUAGAAAGUAAUUGUUAAUGUGGUUAGAAGAGCUGCUAGAAGUAUCAGGUGUAUAGUAACCAUUAAGUUUAUUUAAAAGAUUUUAUCUGGAUAAUUCUUGUAAUCUGUCAGUUUUGCUUGUGGAUAAAUUUGUCAGAAAAGUUUCAUGGCAGUUCUAGCACAAUUGCUGUAUAGCUUGUGCUUGUAGUAUAUAAAGUAUCUAAGUCCUUGUGCCCACUGAAUGAUCUGUUUUGAUGUAUAUGAGUGUGUUGAAGACUCUCUUUGGCAGCAACUUUGUAAAGUUAAUAUACCAGUUCUUUAAAUGAGUGUUGUGUCCACAUAUAAAAUUGCUAGUUGCAAAGUCUAGUGUCUUUUCAAGCAGCAUGUAGGUAUUCAGCACAUCUUCCCUUAUUUAUUCAACACUGGACUCAGAAAGUUGCUUUGUUUUGCUGGCUUGAGCAAACAUCAAUAAAGUUACAUGAAUUUAUGAAAA
This is a messenger RNA of Pomacea canaliculata, 1743 nucleotides long. Its product is annotated as histone H1-delta-like. The coding region runs from base 106 to 708 and encodes 200 amino acids. Gene Ontology annotation, biological process: chromosome condensation; negative regulation of DNA recombination; nucleosome assembly. The transcript has a single exon. Gene Ontology annotation, molecular function: double-stranded DNA binding; structural constituent of chromatin; nucleosomal DNA binding. The record is from RefSeq and is a predicted model, not a curated record. NCBI's taxonomy places the organism in Eukaryota, Metazoa, Mollusca, Gastropoda, Architaenioglossa, Ampullariidae. Gene Ontology annotation, cellular component: nucleus; nucleosome.